This is a messenger RNA of Vespa mandarinia (Asian giant hornet), 1000 nucleotides long. RefSeq names its product Cytochrome c oxidase copper chaperone COX11 (gene Cox11). Gene Ontology annotation, cellular component: mitochondrial inner membrane. NCBI's taxonomy places the organism in Eukaryota, Metazoa, Arthropoda, Insecta, Hymenoptera, Vespidae. Gene Ontology annotation, molecular function: copper ion binding. The record is from RefSeq and is a predicted model, not a curated record.
UUUGACCAAUCAGAUAACAGAGUUAAAGGCUUAUAGCCUAGUACAGACGUUCGACAUGUGGAUUAAUAUUAGAAGAAAUUUAUUCGAUAAUAUUUAUUAGAAUUUCUUUUAUCGAUAUUAUAAAGAAUUGAUAUCAGUUUAAUUUUAUUUGUAUUAUCGAUUAAAAUGCGUUUUGAUAGUUGACAACAAAUAUUUUUCUUUGUGAUUUUAAGGUUAAGAUAGACAUAAUGUUGUUAAUACAUUGUCAACGUUUAAUAAGUAGAUAUGCUAUCAGAAAUAUAUCUACUAAUGUAUCAAAAAAUUUAAUGAAAGAAUACCAUAGUCCUGAACAGAAACGAAGAUUACGAUCAACGGCACUUUAUGUGACUGGUUUGGGUAUACUUGUAGCUGGGCUUAGUUAUGCAGCAGUACCAUUAUACAGAAUAUUUUGUCAGGCAUAUAGUUUUGGAGGAACUGUGGUUGGUCAUGAUAAUAGCAAAAUAGAAUCAAUGAAACCUAUUAAAGAAAGAAAAAUAAAAAUAAAGUUCAGUGCUGAUACAGGUGCAUCAAUGGCAUGGAAUUUUAAACCUUUACAACGUGAAAUAACUGUAGUCCCUGGAGAGACCGCAUUGGCAUUUUAUACCGCUAAAAAUCCAACAGAUAAACCUGUUAUAGGCAUAUCUACGUAUAAUGUACUUCCAUUUGAGGUAGGACAGUAUUUCAAUAAAAUUCAAUGCUUUUGCUUUGAAGAGCAAUUAUUGAAUCCUCACGAACAGGUCGAUAUGCCAGUAUUCUUUUAUAUAGAUCCAGAGUUCAAUGAAGAUCCUAAAAUGGAGUUUAUCGAUGAUAUAACACUGUCGUAUACAUUUUUUGAAUCAAAAGAAGACCUCAAUCUUCCUUUGCCGAGUUAUAUUAAAAAAUACGUAGCUUCGUAAUGAAACACAAGUUUGUCCUUUCAUAAUGUACAAAAGAAAUAUAGUGGAUUUUUUAAUUGAAUCAUUUAAAUUUCAAUUUUAAUCUA